Molecule: messenger RNA, 3429 nt
Organism: Botrytis cinerea B05.10
Lineage: Eukaryota; Fungi; Ascomycota; Leotiomycetes; Helotiales; Sclerotiniaceae
Exons: 7
Coding region: 302-2953 (883 amino acids)
Biological process (GO): proteolysis; peptide catabolic process
Cellular component (GO): cytoplasm
Molecular function (GO): zinc ion binding; metalloaminopeptidase activity; peptide binding
Source: RefSeq, a predicted model, not a curated record
GGCAUCGUCCCCUCCCGCACCUGCCAACCUUAGCACCUAUGACAAACGGACUAAAUCUCCAUAGCUACUUCUGAUCAUCAUUUACUCCGUAUUUGAACUCCGUGCUUUCACCCACGCUUUCUUUCGGCUUUCUUUCCAUUUCUUUCUUUAAAUACUACAAAUCCAAUCAAAGUCCAUCCAACCAUUCAAGAACAUUCCCAAACUACGAACUACGAACUUGCAUCGAACGUCAACUGGUUUGAUCGUUUCUUGAUAUAGAUCUAGUACUAGGUCUCAUCACAGUCGUUGAACCAUUCGCAUCAUGGCUUCUUCAGCAUCCGACCGAGAUGUGCUUCCAGAUUCGGUCAAGCCUUCUCAUUAUGCGCUUUCUGUCUACGAUAUCGAGUUAGGAGGAGCUUUCAGCUAUCAAGGAACAGUCAAAAUCGAUAUCAAAAUCGUCAAGCCAACCAAAGAAAUCACUUUGAAUGCUUUUCAACUCAAGUUACAUGAAGCAGAGGUGUCUCUCACUUCCGGAAAGACUUCUCAGUCUAUCAAGUCUAGUGAGAUAUCUUAUGAUACCAAGAAACAGCGUGUAACUUUGAGUUUCCCGGACGAGCUUUCUGUUUCUGAAAACGCCCUACUAGCAAUCAAGUUUCAAGGAACUGUCAACAAUGAUAUGGCUGGCUUUUAUUAUUCAAAAUAUAAACCUCAGGUCACCCCAGCUGCAUCUGUUCCAAAGGUUGAUGAGUUUCAUUGCAUGUAUAGCACUCAAUUUGAGUCAUCUGAUGCUCGUAGGGCUUUCCCAUGUUUUGAUGAGCCCAACUUGAAGGCCACCUUUGACUUCGAGAUCGAAAUUCCGAAGGAUCAAAUUGCUUUGAGCAAUAUGCCUGAGAAGGGCUCAAGAGAUUCUAAGGACGGAUUUCAUUUCAUUGAAUUCGAAAGAACACCAAUCAUGAGUACCUAUCUCUUAGCCUGGGCCAUGGGAGAUUUCGAGUACAUCGAGGACUUCACAAAGCGCAAGUAUAACGGAAAGGCGCUUCCUGUCCGUGUCUAUACUACCAGAGGAUUAAAGAGUCAAGCACAGUAUGCUCUCGAUCAUGCACCCAAAGUCAUUGAUUUGUUUUCUGAAAUCUUUGAUAUUGAUUAUCCACUUCCCAAGGCCGAUUUGCUUGCGGUACAUGAAUUUUCCCAUGGAGCCAUGGAAAAUUGGGGUCUGGUUACCUAUCGCACAACAGCUGUAUUAUUUGACGAGAAGACUUCUGAUACAAAAUAUAAAAAUAGAAUUGCCUACGUCGUUGCGCAUGAACUUGCCCAUCAAUGGUUUGGUAAUCUAGUCACUAUGGACUGGUGGAGUGAGCUUUGGCUUAACGAAGGUUUCGCUACCUGGGUCGGGUGGUUGGCAACAGAUCACUUCCAUCCUGAUUGGUGUGUAUGGGAUCAGUUCGUGGCCGAGGGCAUGCAAACUGCAUUUCAGUUGGACUCCCUACGCAGCUCGCAUCCUAUUGAAGUACCUGUCAAAGACGCUUUGGAUGUUGACCAAAUUUUCGACCACAUCAGCUACCUCAAAGGUAGUUCGGUAAUUCGAAUGCUAGCCACGCAUCUUGGCCAAAAGACUUUCCUGAAGGGUGUUUCAGAUUAUCUAAAAGCACAUGCUUAUGGUAAUGCUACCACACAAAAUUUGUGGUCAGCUUUGAGUGAAGCUUCUGGUCUAGAUGUGAAGGCUAUCAUUGAUCCAUGGAUCACCAAGAUUGGCUACCCUGUACUCACGAUCAACGAAGAACCUGGUCAAAUUAGCAUCAAACAAAGUCGUUACCUUUCAACAGGAGAUGUAAAACCCGAAGAUGAUGAAACGACUUGGUGGGUGCCUUUGGAUUUUCAAGGAAAGGUUGGAGCCAAGGGAGCACAACAAAUCGCGUUCGAACAAAAAGAAGAUACAGUCCGAGAUGUCGAUGAUUCUUUCUACAAGGUCAAUACCGAUACCGCAGGGUUUUAUAGAGUUAAUUAUCCACCAUCAAGACUUGCCAAGUUGGGUUCACAAUUGGAUCGCCUCAGCUUGACUGACAAAAUUGGUCUAAUUGCUGAUGCGGGUGCACUCGCAAUUUCAGGACAAGCAGGAACCCCAGCUUUCUUGUCUUUGGUGCAAGGCUUAGCCAAUGAAUCCAACCACUUUGUUUGGUCAAAGAUCCUAGGACCAAUUGGUACUAUCAAAUCGGUGUUCUCCGACGAUGAUGCAGUCUCCAAUGGCUUAAAAGCGUUUUUGCUGAAAUUAGUCUCCCCGGCGGUGGAAAAGAUAGGUUGGGAACAACCUGCAGAUGAAGAUUUCCUUAAGUCGCAACUUCGACCUCAAUUAAUUUUGAGUGCCGGUCUCAAUGGACACAAAGAAAUUAUCGCUGAAGCUAAACGUCGCUUCGAUCUAUACACAAGCGGCAAGGACAAGACUGUCAUUCACCCAAGUCUUAGAACCGCCAUUUAUGGUCUUUCCGUCCGAUAUGGUGACAGAUCGGAAUAUGAGGCUUUGAAGAAAGAGUACCGCGAAACAACUUCUAUUGAUGGCAAAGAAAUUGUUCUCCGUGCAAUGGGGCGUGUUCAAACCCCAGAACUCAUCUCCGAUUAUUUUGAAUUCCUUUUCAAGGAAGUCGCAACGCAAGAUGUUCACACAGGUGCAUCUGCUCUUGCAGCCAAUACCAAAACACGUUACCAGCUUUGGAAAUACAUCCAAGACAACUUUGACCCAGUCAAAGAAAGAUUAUCUGCUAAUAUGGUCGUCUUCGAUCGAUUCAUUAAACUUUCUCUAUCAACCUUUAGUGACGAUAAUGUUAACAAGGAAAUUGAAAAGUUCUUUGAAAACAAAGACAACAGAGGAUAUGAUCGAUCACUUGCAAUUAUUGGUGAUACUAUCAGAGGAAGAGCAGCUCUCAAAUCAAGAGACAGGGAGGUUAUUCUUGAAUGGUUGCAAACCAAUGGUUAUUGUUGAAUUUAGUCAAGUCAUUGCUAUUCAUAUUGAUUUGAUAGGCUUCCAAGCAUCGCAUCUAUUUUGGUAGAAAUCGAAAGAGAGGAACGCAUCUAGUAUAUACAGCUACACUCAUUCAUUAUUCAAACUUGACGAAUCUCCCUUACUGUUUUCUAUAUCUGUUUCACUGAUUUAUCGUGAACCGUGUCCACUACAAGACAGUAUUUGAAGAUAGUGCUGGCAGAUAUUCACCAUUUCACCGGAGAUGUCUACCCCUUUGCGUCUGCAUCGACAUUGAGGAUGAUUGGAGUUAACUCUAUAGACAUUUGCAAAAAUAAAAUUGCCUCACCUCCUUCCCACAUAAAUACAUAAUGAAGAGGCUAUUAUUCAAAAUGCCAAGCUAGAUAUACACAUGUGUCAUGCUCUUUUUAAAGCAUUUGAUGUAACAUUAUUGAAGAAGAGAUCCAAAUUGAAAGCUGUCUAGAAAUAUUCGAAAUCCA